This is a messenger RNA of Folsomia candida, 786 nucleotides long. RefSeq names its product zinc finger CCHC domain-containing protein 10. Bases 195 to 602 code for a protein of 135 amino acids. The record is from RefSeq and is a predicted model, not a curated record. Lineage: Eukaryota; Metazoa; Arthropoda; Collembola; Entomobryomorpha; Isotomidae. The transcript is spliced from 3 exons. Gene Ontology annotation, molecular function: nucleic acid binding; zinc ion binding.
GAACAACCACCGGUUGUAAAAUAUCGUGUGGAAAGGAGAAUUACAAAUUAUCGAAAUAUAGAAAAUACAAUUUUUGUUGAUACCUGUAAUUGUAAAGUAACUGAAUAACCCAAACAGUGUGAAAGAAAAGUUGCAACAAGAAGAUCCAGACAAGGUGUAAGCAUCCGUUACAUUCGUCGUUGCGAUUACAGACGAUGGCGAGCAAAGGGUUCACGUCCUAUUCCAUUCCGACUCGUACUGGUGUGGCUGCAGCCGUUGAAGGUCGUCGGUGUCAAAAGUGUCUCCUUCCCGGCCAUUGGACGUACGAAUGCAAAGGGAAGCGAAAAACGCUGUUGAACGAAUCUCGAACAAAGUUACUCAAACAGCGAGUUGUGGAGGAUUCUAAGGGUGAACUUACAAUUGUUGCUCCUCCGGUCGUGGAGGCUACUGCGCAGAAAUCUAGUGACCAGAGUUCUGAUUCGGAUUCAGACUCAUACAGGAAAAAGAAAAAACUCAAGAAAAAACUAAAAAAGAAGCAAAAGAAGGUCAAGGCCAAGAAGAGGAAGCUGAAGAAAGCUGCUAAAAAUGACAGUGGGUCAGGUUCUGACUCGUCCAGUGACUGAUAUCUGAAUAAAUAUUAAUUAACACUAGAUAUAAGUUAAGUGCAAAUUAAUUGAUGGAAACUAAUGACAAAUUAUCCUCAAUCUUCAUACUCCGUAUUUUAAAUGACUCUUUCUAUUCACCUCUGAUGCUUCUCGUUGUUUGUAAAGUUGAGUUAUUAAUAAAUUACUUAGACAUGUCCAUCAA